Molecule: messenger RNA, 1344 nt
Organism: Lycium barbarum (goji berry)
Lineage: Eukaryota; Viridiplantae; Streptophyta; Magnoliopsida; Solanales; Solanaceae
Product: loganic acid O-methyltransferase-like
Exons: 3
Coding region: 89-1141 (350 amino acids)
Biological process (GO): methylation
Molecular function (GO): S-adenosylmethionine-dependent methyltransferase activity
Source: RefSeq, a predicted model, not a curated record
AAGAAAACAUUGAGCAAGAACUGGAAAAAAAAAAAAAGAGAGAAGCUAAGGUGAAAGAAGAAGAAGCAUAUCAUUAGCAUUAGCCAAAAUGACAACAACUUUCCCCAUGAAUGCUGGUGAUGGUCCUUACAGCUUCUCCAAAAACUCCCAAUUGGCGAGAGAAGUGUUAGAUGGUUCAAAGGAGAUGAUAAGAGAUGCAAUUAUCGAAAAGCUUGACAUCAAAAGCCUAUUUUUAUCUUCUUCAAACACAUUCCAUAUUGCAGAGUUGGGAUGUUCGGUUGGACCAAACACUUUCAUUGCAAUGCAACAUGUGAUAGACGCUCUAAAGGACAAGUACUUAUACCAAGUCACAAAUUCCAUUAAUAAUAUUCCUGAAUUCCAAAUCUUUUUCAAUGAUCAUAUCACCAAUGAUUUCAACACCCUCUUUCGAUCACUACCUGUCGAUCGAUCAUUCUAUGCAUUCGGAGUUCCAGGAACUUUCCAUGGUAGAUUAUUUCCAUCGCAAUCGAUACAUUUUGCACAUUCUUCUUGUUCUGUACAUUGGUUAUCUAAGUGUCCAGAAGAGUUGUUAGACGAAAAAUCCCCAGCAUGGAAUAAGGGAUUGAUUCACUAUAUUGGUGCCUCAAAUAUUGAGGUAGUGAAUGCUUAUGUUGCUCAAUUUGAAAAGGACAUGGAAAUGUUCUUAAAUGCAAGAGCUGAGGAGAUUGUUCCUGGAGGUUUGAUGGUGCUUGUUUCACCAUUUUCAAGUUAUAUACGUCUCCUGAAAUUUUUCGGUUCUAGUCUUAUGGAUUUGGUGAAUGAGGGAAAAUUGGAUGAAUCUCUAGUUCACUCAUUCAAUUUGCCAAUGUAUUUUUUCUCUUCUGAAGAUAUGACUAAAGUGGUGGAGAGAAAUGGUUGUUUUAGCAUUGAGAGAAUGGAGUUGACAUAUCCCAAAUCAAGGCUUGUGGAUGAGGCUGAUGCAAAGACUUUAAUGAUAAACCUAAGGGCUGUUGUAGAAGGACUUUUCAUCAAUCACUUUGGAAGUAAAAUUGCAGAAGAAGCUUGUGCAAGGACUAUUCUCAAAAGUGAAGAAAUUUCAGAAUGGAUGAAAGCUAAUUACGAGAAAUCAUGCCAAUUAUUUGUCGCUUUGAAGCGUAAAUGAAUUAUGUGGAGGAAUCUAUCUAUAUAUAUCUAUCAUAUGUUUUAUAAUUUAGGCUUAUAUAGAGAUGAUAUCGCACAUCUCGUUAGCCAAGUUUGCUAAUUAUCUUUGUUGUAAUGUUUUUGGUUUGUUUUCCUUAUUUCUUUCACUUUAUGUGCUCUAAAAGAAAAUUGAAAAGUAUCUUUUUCUUUCUUUUUUUAAGCAAA